Molecule: messenger RNA, 1218 nt
Organism: Funneliformis mosseae
Lineage: Eukaryota; Fungi; Glomeromycota; Glomeromycetes; Glomerales; Glomeraceae
Source: the annotation of a GenBank genome assembly
AUGAGUAACAAAAUAAAACAAUGGGAUGAUGAAUACGAAUUAAUCAUUAUUGGCGCUGGAAUCGUAGGAAGUGCUUGCGCAGCAACAUUUGGUAAACAAGGAAGAAAGGUCUUACUUAUUGAAAGAGAUCUAAGUGAACCAGAUAGGAUAGUCGGAGAAUUACUACAGCCGGGCGGAGUGGCCGCACUAACAAAAUUAGGUUUAUCGGAUUGUCUGGAAGGCAUUGAUGCAAUCUCAUGUCAUGGAUAUGGAAUUUUUUUUAAGGGAGAAAGAGCACAUGUAAUAUAUCCAACUUCAAAUGGUAAGCCUUCUGUCGGUAAAUCAUUCCAUCAUGGUAGAUUUAUUAUGAAUUUAAGGAAAGCCGCUGCUGAAACUCCAAACGUUAAAAUAUUUGAGGGAACGGCGAAUGAAAUGAUUAGAUGUCCAAUGACCGAACGUGUAUUUGGUGUUAUGUGCACACCUAAAGGACAGUCUGAUGUUAACAAGAAGUUCUUCGCACCACUUACCAUUAUAGCAGAUGGAUGUUUUUCUAAAUUUCGAAAGGAUUUCAUUUCAAAACAAGUCGUCGUAAAAUCUAAUUUUGUAGGAUUUGUGAUGAAGGAUGCCGCGUUACCCUUACCGAAUCAUGGGCAUGUUAUAUUGGGUAGAUCCCCGAUUUUAAUGUAUCAGAUUGACACGAGAAUGACUCGAGUAUUGGUCGAUAUACCUGGUAAAUUGCCAAGUAAUGGUGACGGAUCUCUCAAAAGACAUCUUGAAAGUGAAAUCUUACCCAUUAUACCAAAAAGCGUACAACCAUCUUUUAACAAUGCCUUACAAAGUGAAAGGUUAAGAAGCAUGCCAAAUAGUUUCCUUCCCCCUUCUACUAAUGUUUACGAAGGUUUGAUUUUGCUGGGUGAUGCCAUGAACAUGAGACAUCCUUUAACCGGUGGUGGUAUGACGGUUGCGUUUAAUGAUGUUGUAAUAUUAUCUGAUCUCCUGUCAUUCGUCAAUUUGCCGGAUUUUAAUGAUGUUGGGUUAGUCUUGGCUCAAAUGCAAGCUUUUCAUUGGAAGAGAAAAUUUUAUUCAAGCUCGGUUAUUAACAUCCUUGCUCAAGCGUUAUAUGAAUUAUUCGCCGGUGAUGGGGAUGAAAACUUGAGAACGUUGAGAGAAGCCACUUUUAAUUAUUUGAGGUUGGGUGGUGUUUAUUCUUUUGGCCCAUGUGGUUUAUUAGGAGGGUAG